ACUAAGCUCAACCUCUAGGCAAGCAAGCAGUCUAACCGAAAAUCGCCAUGGCGUGGAGGAAAAAGAGCGGCGGCGAUCAGUCGUCGGCCUGUCCCUCGAAUUACGACGCCGGCGAGGGCGAGAAGGUCCCCAGAGGGCACGUCCCCAUGGUCACCUGCUGCGGCGAGCGCGUGCUGGUGCCAGUGAGGCUGCUCGCGGCCCCCUGCAUCGUGGAGCUGCUGGACAUGGCGGGCCAGACCUACGGGUACAGUCAGCCGGGCGUGCUGCGGAUCACCUGCGACGCAGGGCAUUUCCGGCGGGUCGUCGACGGUGCCCUGGAGAGAGCCGGCUAAAGCGCCAGGGGCCAAGACCGCCUGACGAGAACAUGGGUGCAAAUGUAGAGGAAUUCAUUUAGUUGGAUAUACAUAGUGUGUUCUUUGAUUCGUCAAUUAUUUCAUGAGUAUACGAGCAAGUCACGACAUUUGGCUCAAAUUUAUAAAUGCUCGUUGGGUGGAAGC
Messenger RNA from Lolium perenne, 497 nucleotides. Its product is annotated as auxin-responsive protein SAUR71-like. The record is from RefSeq and is a predicted model, not a curated record. NCBI's taxonomy places the organism in Eukaryota, Viridiplantae, Streptophyta, Magnoliopsida, Poales, Poaceae. Gene Ontology annotation, biological process: response to auxin.